AUGGCGGACGACGCAGCCGAGGACCCUCCCCAGGCCAAGACCCCCAUCGCGAUCAGCAGCAGCCAAAUUUUGCGCGUCGUGACCGCCAACCCGAGGGACGCCGGAUCCUCGGUUCCGCUGAGCGAGGCGCUCAAGCAUCCCGGAUGGACCGAGGCGGUCGCAUCAUCCCCGCUCAGGGAUCACUUUCUGACCGCGAUAACUUACGAUGAGCUGGUCUCCAUCGAGCGCGCCAGGGUGCUGAGCUACCGCGCCGAUAAUAUCGUCACCGUGGACUGCGAUGCGAACGACCCGGCCGGGGAGAUGGAGCACGUGAGCGGCGCCGCGCCCUUCUCCGUGCUGAACACGCCCUCCGAGGGCUGGUCGCACCUCUGGAUCGACGCGCUCGACGGGCUCUUCGACGAGUCCCACAAGCCCCGCACCCUCGCGAUCACCCCGUAUCUCCUGCUGCACGUCACCGUGCUGCCCCAGUACUGGCUCAACGGAGAUUUCGCAGCCGCGAGCCAGGCGCUCAGUCGCGCGUGGAUCCAUCAGGAGCUCGCGUACGGCCGCCUGGACCACGGCGCGCUCCAGAAGCUUUUCCAGAUUUGCCUCGCCAAGCACAAGGAGCAGACCGGCGGCAAGACCUGGAAGGGCACCCGGGCCGAGCUUGAGGGCCCGAGGCUCCUCGCCAGGGUGGUCGGCAAGCGCUGCAGAGCCGCGUUGAGCGAACACGAGGACAUGGUGGAAUCAUCGUGGAGCGCCAUCGAGUGGUUCGCGCGGAGCAACAAGGCUGGCGACGACAUCGCGGUAGAGGUCACCGCCGACGAGACCGACGACGAGUGCGCCAUGCUCCUCUCCGACUACGUCAAGGCGCUGGGCGCCAGGCAGCUCUCGGAUACCGUCGAGAGAAACGUCGCCGCGCUCCUCGAACAGAACCCCGCGCUCGCGUUCAGCGUCGUCAAAUCGUACGCAAACACCAGGAUGUUCGACACCUCGGAGAUGUACGUCGCGUCCCUGGGCGUCGUCGCGGCGGCGUGCGGCCUCGCCCCGAUCGCCGAUCCCCUCGGCGAGUACCGCGAGUCGUUCAGACGCAAGGGUUCAAAACCGCCCCGCAACCCCGACGGGUCGCUGAGGUACACCGUCGACGACGUGGACGUGGACGUCCUCAACGCGAACCACGCGGUGCUGCGCCUGUGCUGGAAGAACCUACUGACGCGAUCGGACGCGUUCGAUGCGAUCCCACCCGCGAUCGUGGGCGUGGGACCGACGGACAGGGCCAAGCUCGACUGGACGCGGUGCCCGCCCGGCGUCGCGACGCUCGGGCUGGGGCCGGUGCCCUCGGACGCCGUCGACGCGUCCGGCGUGUGCCGGCUCGGCGAACACGGGCUCGGGUUCGACAUGUCCACCGAGGGCCCGAAGCCCGCGGACGGGUACUGGCACCAGGGGGAGCUUCGCGGCGUGGCGGACAACCAAGCCCAAGCGGCGGGCGAAGAUGAAGCGGCAAAAGGGGAAGAUUUCUCCGGAAGGGUCGUCGUCGUCGCCGGCGAACACACCAGGGAGAGCCUGGGCGGCGCGCAGUACGUCGGGUUCCACCCGCAGUGCCGGUGGAACGUCAGCUUGGCGGACGUGGAGGCUGAGGAGAAGGAGAGCGCGGAGUUUGAGAGGACGCUGCGAAACUUGUGGCACGCGUGGCUCGCCGAAUACGACGCGGAUGGCUCGGGGACGAUUUCGCUGGAGGAGCUCAAGGCGUUCGCGUCGCUGCCGGAGUGCCCGAGCGGGGACGGGUACAUGCAGAGCCUGUACGAGUGGGCCGCGGGUAACCUCGAGAGCGGGGACCUCGAGGCGGCGUUCAACGAGGUCGACGCGGACGGCUCCGGGGAGAUGGAAUACGAGGAGUUCAGGCUCAUGCUCUCCGCGUGA
Messenger RNA from Micromonas commoda, 1899 nucleotides. RefSeq lists its product with no specific name. Bases 1 to 1899 code for a protein of 632 amino acids. Lineage: Eukaryota; Viridiplantae; Chlorophyta; Mamiellophyceae; Mamiellales; Mamiellaceae. The transcript is spliced from 3 exons. The record is from RefSeq and is a predicted model, not a curated record. Gene Ontology annotation, molecular function: calcium ion binding.